Drosophila virilis is the source of this 1317-nucleotide messenger RNA. RefSeq lists its product as uncharacterized. NCBI's taxonomy places the organism in Eukaryota, Metazoa, Arthropoda, Insecta, Diptera, Drosophilidae. The record is from RefSeq and is a predicted model, not a curated record.
AGUGUUUUGUGCAGUGCUGCCAAUUUAGCUGUUUUUGAGAGGCCGUCAGCCGGAACCAGUUUAAGAGUUUAACGUAUUUAGUUAUGAAUUUGUACCCAAGCUACUUCAGCUUGUUUUAGCUAUUUCAAAUAUUGUAUUCAGUUGGGAAAACUGGCUUUGUAGCGUGUGAGGCGAAACAAAUGUAUUUUGUGCAGUGCUGCCAAUUUAGCUGCUUUUGAACUGGUUCUGAGAUAUCUUCAGCCGGAACCGGUUUAAGAGUUUAGCCGAUUUAGCUACUUAUCGCAGCACGUUAAUUUAGCUUGUUUUAGCUGUAUUCAGCUACUCAUUUUUUAGCUGCAAUUGGCAGCACUGACUUUGUUGUGUGCUGUCAAUUUAGCUGUUUUCGAGCUGUUGUCAGCCGGAACCAGUUAAAAGGCUUAACGCAUUUAGCUAUUUAUUCCAAAUUUGUACCUAGGAUAAUUAAGCUAGUUUUAGAUAUUUAAAAUAUUUAAAUUCAGCUACUUUUUUUUAGCUGAAAGAAGACUGAUUUGGGCGGCCGGCAGCAGCUCUUUACGCUUGGACUGGUUAUCACAAGCGUCGCUUGGCGUCGAGGGGCGGGGGGCGAGGCCCUUAGCUCAUGCGCCAUGCAUAUCAAUUAAUUAGCCGAGGUGGUGGGCCGUAUUGUCUUUUUACAUUUUGGCUGGGCGGGCGGUACAGGCGGAUUGGGAUUGGGUAAUAUGGCAUUGAUUACGACAAAAGACAAGAGUGGAAAUUAUAUUGCAAAUCGCGCUGACAAUCCACACACAACGUGGACAACGCAGAGCCGUGGCCGAAUUAAUUCAAAUUCAGUUGAAUGCCGUGCGGGAAAGCGUAAGCUGCUCCAGCUCCCAGGCGGAACAUCAAUUAGCUAAAUCGAAGCGAGUGUCAUGUGCAAAUACGUCUUAAUUGCAGUCGCCCUAAUGUGCGUGCUGCAGCUGGGCAUGGUGCAGGCCACCUUCGACUUCUCGAACGUGGAUCUGGUCAAUUUCGAGUACUUCAAGAAUCUGGACUCGCCGGAGGCGCAUCCGCUGCUGGUGCACUUCCAGAAGAAGAAGGCCGUCCUGGACUAUAUUGAGCGCCUCUUUCUGGGCAAUUCACCCUUCCAGCAGCCCAGCGAAAUACCCUUCGAUCCGCACUUCGGACGCGCCUGGCGCCCCACGUACGAGCGCAAAUUCGGACGACGCGGCGAGCGGCUGAUCGCGGCGCUCGGCUCCGGCUACUCGCUGCGCCAGCUGCGCCACUUUGGCGCCAUACCCAGGGAAUACGGCACGAGCUGAGCUGAGCUUUGACAAACGAGAU